Triticum aestivum (bread wheat) is the source of this 831-nucleotide messenger RNA. RefSeq names its product ubiquitin. NCBI's taxonomy places the organism in Eukaryota, Viridiplantae, Streptophyta, Magnoliopsida, Poales, Poaceae. The transcript is spliced from 3 exons. Gene Ontology annotation, biological process: translation. The record is from RefSeq and is a predicted model, not a curated record. Bases 146 to 565 code for a protein of 139 amino acids. Gene Ontology annotation, molecular function: protein binding; structural constituent of ribosome. Gene Ontology annotation, cellular component: ribosome.
UCCUUCACUCUCUCUAUAAAACAGCUUCGCGUCCGGCGGCCACUCCGCUCUCACCCCCCACCACCACCACUUCACCACCCGGAGCCCAGCGAGAGGAGAGGAGAGGAGAGGAGAGGAGAGGAGAGCGAGAAGGGACGAGGACAAGAUGCAGAUCUUCGUGAAGACGCUCACCGGGAAGACCAUCACGCUGGAGGUGGAGGCCUCCGACGCCGUCGACAACCUCAAGGCCAAGAUCCACGACAAGGAAGGUAUCCAGCCGGACCAGCAGCGUCUCAUCUACGUGGGGAAGCAGCUUGACGAUGGACGCACCCUGGCCGACUACAACAUCCAGAAGGAGUCCACGCUUCACCUCGUGCUGCGCCUCGUCGGCGGUGGCAAGGGCUCGUGCUAUCCAGCGAAGAUGGAGCCUAACCUGCUCGCCCUCGCGCUCAAGUACAGCCAGCACAAGCUUAUCUGCCGCAAGUGCUAUGCACGCCUGCCCCUCAGGUCUGCCAACUGCCGCAAGAAGAAGUGCGGCCACAGCAAUGACAUCAGGCCCAAGGAGAAACUGCGCUACCACGACUGAAGCGUUGGAAACAUAACUAAGUGACAUGUGAUAGCUGAAUCAACUGGGAGUUCAAAGUUUGGUUCGAGUCUUAGUUUCUUGGAUAUGAAGUUUGAUCCUAGUUAAAUGUUGCUUCUGGAACCUAGAACCCUGAAAUAUGCUAGCUGGUUGCCCUUUUAUAAGUUUCUGUCAUGGUAUUGUGCAAUUUUAUCUUGCAUGAAUGGUGUAAUCAAGUAUCUGAGGUCUACUAGCUUGAAUGAUAUGAUGAAGUCAAGUAGUUUUUUUUU